CCUCCAAUUGAUUAUGAACUGCUCUAAUCGAUUGAACCUGCGCAGCUAGUUAAAAGCUAUAAAAGGUGGCUUUGCCCAGCCGACUCUUCUGGUUCCAACGAAUCAAAUAUACACAUCAGGUGUGACGUUACUAUGGCGAAACUGGAACUCAAGCUGGUCGGCGUUAUUAUUUUCUUGGUAACCGCUCUCGAGGCUCAGGAAACCCCUGCGACUGAAUCAUCAGAACCAAAACCAACCACACAACCAACUGCUGAAACUCCAAUAGUAGCUGAAGGCAACUCGACCGGUGAAACCACUAUAGCCGCAUUGGGGGUUACUAUAUCACCCAUGAACGGUACCAUCUAUGCUCAUAAUACGGACAACCAAACACAAUACCACAGUUCGGAGCAAGACGAUCCAGUUCCCGAGGAAAACGGAGGAGAUCCAUUUGUGAAGCCAGGAAAACAUAGAUCGGGUCCACGUCAUGUGAAAGCCCACGAUGGCUUCCACAGUUUGAGGACGGAGAAGUACUGGGCUCACUGGAACGACGCCUUCACCACUCCACGUCCUUAACUAUCCUACUAUAUUGAAAAAUAUCCAUCAUGUAAUGAUUAUUAAAA
Drosophila takahashii is the source of this 599-nucleotide messenger RNA. RefSeq lists its product as uncharacterized. NCBI's taxonomy places the organism in Eukaryota, Metazoa, Arthropoda, Insecta, Diptera, Drosophilidae. The record is from RefSeq and is a predicted model, not a curated record.